Messenger RNA from Magnolia sinica, 2886 nucleotides. RefSeq names its product protein ALTERED SEED GERMINATION 2. Bases 197 to 2476 code for a protein of 759 amino acids. Gene Ontology annotation, biological process: negative regulation of fatty acid biosynthetic process. NCBI's taxonomy places the organism in Eukaryota, Viridiplantae, Streptophyta, Magnoliopsida, Magnoliales, Magnoliaceae. Gene Ontology annotation, cellular component: Cul4-RING E3 ubiquitin ligase complex; cytoplasm. The record is from RefSeq and is a predicted model, not a curated record. The transcript has 20 exons. Gene Ontology annotation, molecular function: protein binding.
CACCAGCAUAGGACAUGAUGCGUGUCCCCGUACGAGAGCUCCGUCUCUCUCCCUCUGCAUCGUAGAGGAGAAAGAAAACAGCAUAAAAGACGGUAUGACGACGCAAAACCGACCUUGUGAGAGAGCAGCAUCAGGUCUAGAAUGCUACACAAGCCCUAGCUAGGGUUUCCAUUUCUUCAUCAUCUCUCUCGGCGAGAUGGCAUCGUGGAAUUUCCCAGACGGCAACAUCACCAAAUUUCUAGAAAGCAGAUACAUCGACGUUCGCCAGGAUGUUAACUCCAGGUUGCAAAUGCAUUCUUCUUUGGUACAAAGGCUCUCUCUUGAAAAGGAAUUGGAGGGUCAUCAGGGUUGUGUGAAUGCCCUGGCAUGGAACUCAAAAGGCUCACUCUUAAUAUCUGGAUCAGAUGAUACACGGAUUAACAUUUGGAGUUAUACAGGCAGGAGGCUCUUGCAUAGUAUUGAAACAGGGCAUAGAGCAAACAUAUUUUGUACAAAAUUCAUUCCUGAGACUUCUGAUGAGCUAGUGGUGUCUGGUGCAGGAGAUGCAGAAGUUCGCGUAUUCAACUUAUCUCGUUUAAGUGGGAGAAGAUCUGAAUUAAAUGCACCUGAACCGUCAACCCUUUUUCAAUGCCACUCAAGAAGAGUCAAGAAGCUUGCUGUUGAAGUUGGAAAUCCUAAUGUGGUAUGGAGUGCAAGUGAAGAUGGAACUUUGAGACAGCAUGAUUUUCGGGAGGGUGCUUCUUGUCCUCCAGCUGGAUCUUCUCAUCAAGAUUGCCAUAACGUUCUACUGGAUUUAAGGUGUGGAGCGAAGAAGUCACUUGCUGAUUCUCCUAAGCAAUGUCUUGCUCUUAAAUCGUGUGACAUCAGCACCACUCGGCCUCAUCAGCUCCUUGUAGGAGGGAGUGAUGCUUUUGGUCGCUUGUAUGAUAGAAGGAUGCUUCCACCAUUAAGUUCUUGCCAGAAAAGGAUGAAACCACCUCCUUGUGUUGAUUAUUUCUGUCCGAUGCAUCUUUCUGAUCGUGGACGCUCAAACUUGCACCUCACUCAUGUUACUUUUAGUCCUGAUGGAGAGGAGGUACUCCUUAGUUACAGUGGGGAGCAUGUUUACCUAAUGGAUGUGAAUGCUGGUGGUGAGAGUAGCAUGAGAUAUAGAGCAGGCGAUGUUGCGAAGCAGAUGGAUCUUGAUCCUCUCCUUAGUGGAGCAGAACCAAGCCCAUCACAACCCAUUCUUUUGCCAACUGGUGCUCCCCACGACAGUCAUACUUCUAGCAGGAUUAGGAAGAGCUAUGAAUUGGUUCAAGCUGCUGAAAAAUCCUUGGAAGGGCCAAACUACUCAUAUGGAAUUGAAGCAUGUAGUGAAGUACUUGAUGGAAAUGGUCCAGAAAUUGGAACCAAACUUAAGCAUGACUGCUUAUGUACUCGAGCAGCAUUGUUUCUCAAGAGGAAGUGGAAAAAUGAUGUUCAUAUGGCAAUUAGAGAUUGCAACAGAGCUCGAGCUAUUGAUUCUUCUUCGUUCAGGGCACAUUUCUACAUGGCUGACGCACUUACACAGUUAGGGAAACAUAAAGAAGCCCUGGACUAUGCUAUGGUAGCACACUAUUUGGCUCCGUCAAAUCUCCAGGCAUUACACAGAGUGGAGAGUAUAAAAGAGCAUCUUGCUGCAGCUGAAGCUGAAAAGAGUAAUGAUGGAACAUCUAAGGGUGAAGUGCGAUCUGGAAGGAUAAGAUCAUUGAGUGAUGUACUCUAUCGGUCAGAGGCAAACAGUGAUGCAUCGCAAGAUGGGCCAAGAUCUGAGAGGGAAGAUUCAGACUAUGAGGAGGAAAUGGAGUUAGACUUUGAAACAUCAAUAUCUGGUGAUGAGGGGCGUGAUAUUGAAUCAGGCAUUCUUCGUGGAAGUUUAAAUUUGAGAUUUCAUCGGAGAAGUGAUUCAACUAAAGAAAAAUGCAGCACAAAUGGCUCAUGUGGAUCACCCUCAUCGUCGUCUCAAAAUGAAAGUAUGGCCUAUCGGCCAGAAGUCGUGAUUGACAUGAAACAAAGAUAUGUCGGUCAUUGCAAUGUUGGGACGGACAUAAAGCAGGCUAAUUUUCUUGGCCAGAGAGGAGAGUAUGUUGCGAGUGGAAGUGAUGAUGGGAGAUGGUUUAUUUGGGAGAAAAGAACUGGAAGACUGAUAAAAAUGCUUGCUGGAGAUGAAGCUGUGGUGAACUGCAUACAGUGCCAUCCGUUUGACUGCACUAUUGCAACGAGUGGAAUUGAUAGCACAAUCAAAAUAUGGACACCAUGUGCUGAAGUCCCAUCUAUGGUAGCCGGAGGAGCUGCGGGACCAGAGACUGCUGAUGUGUUAAGUGCUAUGGAAAACAAUCAAAACAAGUUAUGUCGCAACCGCGAUGCAGUCUUGCCCUUUGAACUUCUGGAGCGGUUUAGGAUGCAUGAUUUUGCUGAAGGAACUUUACAUCCUUUUGAGUGUGCCCAGAGCUAAUCUGUUUUGUAUGGUUAAAUGUCCAGGUUUUACUCCAAUAAUGGAAUUAUGUGAAGAGUAUGAAGUAAAAGCAGCUUGGCAAAGUAUUACAGAGGGAAUCAAUCUAGACAAUUGAAAAGAUUUUCCUGGGACGACGAGACUUGCAACCUGUUGAAAUCAAUGUAAUGUGCAGGCUUGGUCACACAUUUGAAGUAGGAUUAUAUGGUCACUAGAGCCCACAAGGCCUGGUUAGUAGUUGAAGUGGGUUGUGUAGUACUUGAGGAACUCAUCUUUUGUUCCUGCAGAUUGUCUUGCCCUAAUAAAGGGGCCCUUGUUAAUAAAAGCUCAUUUGUAUAAUGAGGGUUGGGUCCCCAUUCUCUCAUGCCACCUUUAAGCAUUAUCUUAUAUACUUGUUUGUUCCUUUUCCCUCA